AACUGUUCAAGAGAAAUAGCGUACGGAAAAAGUGUCACAGCUCGAGUCAUGAAUGCUGAGAACCUAAAAGCUGCGCCAGAGCAGCUGCCUACAGUGACUAUUGACACCUGUAAGACGUGCACUGAAAUGUUUGAACUUCUGAAAGAUCUUAUGUCAGAUCCUGGAGUUCAGGGGAUGGUUAAGCACGACCUGGGUUUAAUGUGUGAGGCGCUGCGUAAAGGUUUUGGUCCUGCAUCAGAGAAAAUCUGCAAGGAUAUGGUGGACAAAAACCUGCCUUUGGCCUUCUCUAUCUUCGACAGUGUAUUGAAACCAGGUGUGCUCUGCUCUGCACUGGGGCUCUGCGUUGUCGAGGUAGAAAACGAGUUGCAAGGUCUGAUGGCCAAACUUCAGACAGCUCUCAAAUCUCCAGCUCUAGGGGUCAAGUCUGACCUUCAGUGUAAGUUCUGUGUCUAUCUGAUUGAGCUCCUGGAGGGACUCCUGCCUAAAGAGAAGACUGAGGAGGCUAUUGCCCACAUGCUGGACCAGGUGUGUCACCUCGUGCCCGCGGCAUACAGGGACCAGUGUGUGGCCUUCAUCGAGCUGUACAGUAAGAAACUGAUUGAGCUUCUCCUGAAUAAAUCCAGCCCCCACACCAUCUGCACCCUCACCCAUCUCUGCAAGGGCAUGGAGACAGCAAUCACUGGUGCUCACAUGAGUGGCUAUGGUUGCGCCAUGAGCAGUUAUCGGUGCCAGAACCUUCUGACUGCUAUGGAGUGUGGGGCAGUGGAAUACUGUCAGAAAUAUGCCUGGUUGUAAAAUCUCUGUGCAUGCACGGAUUAGGAGAAGACAGGCCUUAGAGGACUGCACCUCAGCUUUCUGUAGUUUCCUUUUCUUGGCUGUGGUCACCAUGUGUCAAUGUCAGUGAUAGCAGCUCUGUACACAAGCCCAUGGUGACCAUAGCAACCUACAGACACACACCUACACAAAUGGGACUGAUAUCAUCAGAUUGCUUUGUCACAGUCUGUCGUUUUUAAUGUGUGAAAAGCAUGCUUUUGGUUCAAGAUUUCUGUGUAGUGAGAUACCAGUGAAACUUGUAAAGCCAUUCAAUUUUAAACACUGUUUAAAUACACAUAUAACCUUGAAACCAGAACAUUGCAACAUAUUGUUUUUAAAGUCUUUAAAUAAGAUCACACCUAAUGGCUGUGUCAGUGUUAGUCAUGGACGCCAACCAGUCCACAAGUUAUGUUUAGCAAAUCAAAGCCAUUCUAAUUCCCUGAAGUCCUUGAAUGCAAAUGUUCACAUACAUUUUACUUAUAAGAACAGCAUAUAAAACUGAGAACCCCACAGGCUUUCUUACGUUUUCUAUACAUGUCACACACACAUCAUGUGUGUGUGAUUAACUCUGUCUUUUCCUCUCCACUAUUGCCGUCAUUUUUUAUUGGUCAAUCAUACUUAAGGAUUUGAUUUGUACUUCGAAUGAUCUGUCCUAAUAAAUAUUUUUCAAAUAAAGAUAUGAGUUGUUUAUGAAUGCCUAAAAUAAAGUGUUCCUUUAUUUGCGAUUAA
This is a messenger RNA of Alosa alosa (allis shad), 1542 nucleotides long. Its product is annotated as prosaposin-like. The record is from RefSeq and is a predicted model, not a curated record. NCBI's taxonomy places the organism in Eukaryota, Metazoa, Chordata, Actinopteri, Clupeiformes, Clupeidae. Gene Ontology annotation, biological process: sphingolipid metabolic process. Gene Ontology annotation, cellular component: lysosome. The coding region runs from base 49 to 795 and encodes 248 amino acids. The transcript is spliced from 10 exons.